Echinops telfairi (small Madagascar hedgehog) is the source of this 1296-nucleotide messenger RNA. It is a transcript of the gene SBK1, whose product is annotated as SH3 domain binding kinase 1. The record is from RefSeq and is a predicted model, not a curated record. Gene Ontology annotation, molecular function: ATP binding; protein serine/threonine kinase activity. NCBI's taxonomy places the organism in Eukaryota, Metazoa, Chordata, Mammalia, Afrosoricida, Tenrecidae. Bases 292 to 1296 code for a protein of 334 amino acids. The transcript has 4 exons. Gene Ontology annotation, biological process: peptidyl-threonine phosphorylation; peptidyl-serine phosphorylation.
UCCACAGGAGAAAGACGAGGCUCUCUGGUACAGCCUUGGAAAUGCCCACCGAGCAGCCUACCCCAUCCUACAGCGUCCUCCCUAGAAGUCAGCACCAUCCCCUCCAGGGCAGGGAGGCUGGGGACCCGAGUGUAGGCCGGCAUAGCGACUACUGUCUGCUGGGACUCCGAAAAGAGAUGCAGCCAAGGUGGCUGUUGCCCCCUGGUGGUCACCCUGAGCCUAGGUGCUACUGGGGAGGACGGGCCCCUGGCCUGAUGUGCACCUGGGCCCCUAUCCCACUACAGGGAGAAGAUGAAUGUGAACUGCCCAGAGCCUGAGCCGGCCCGCUCCCUCCCCUGUUGUGGGCCGGGGGCUGCUGUGCCUCUCCUCACUGAAGACAUGCAGGCCCUGAGCCUCCGCACCCUGGCCGCCAGCGAUGUCACCAAGCACUAUGAGCUCGUCCGGGAGCUGGGCAAGGGCACCUACGGGAAGGUCGACCUGGUGGCCUACAAGGGCACAGGCAUGAAAAUGGCGCUGAAGUUUGUGAACAAGAGCAAAACCAAGCUGAAGAACUUCCUGCGGGAGGUGAGCAUCACCACCAGCCUCUCCUCCAGCCCCUUCGUCAUCAAGGUCUUCGACGUGGUCUUUGAGACCGAGGACUGCUACGUCUUCGCCCAGGAGUACGCGCCUGCUGGGGACCUGUUCGACAUCAUCCCUCCUCAGGUGGGGCUCCCAGAGGACACGGUGAAGCGCUGCGUGCAGCAGCUGGGGCUGGCGCUGGACUUCAUGCACGGGCGGCAGCUGGUGCACCGCGACAUCAAGCCGGAGAACGUGCUGCUCUUCGACCGCGAGUGCCGCCGCGUGAAGCUGGCCGACUUCGGCAUGACGCGCCGCGUGGGCUGCCGCGUGAAGCGGGUGAGCGGCACCAUCCCGUACACGGCGCCCGAGGUGUGCCAGGCCGGGCGUGCGGACGGCUUCGCCGUGGACACGGGCGUGGACGUGUGGGCCUUCGGCGUGCUCAUCUUCUGCGUGCUCACCGGCAACUUCCCGUGGGAGGCCGCGUCGGGCGCCGACGCCUUCUUCGAGGAGUUCGUGCGCUGGCAGCGGGGCCGCCUGCCCGGGCUGCCGUCGCAAUGGCGCCGCUUCACCGAGCCCGCGCUGCGCAUGUUCCAGCGGCUGCUGGCGCUGGAGCCCGAGCGCCGCGGGCCGGCCAAGGAGGUCUUCCGCUUCCUCAAGCACGAGCUCACGACGGACGGCCGCCCGGACAAGAGCAAGGGGCAGGUGGUGCUGGCCACGGCCAUCGAGAUCUGCGUCUGA